UAAGGACAUGUAACAGUCAAUCUAUUGGUGAAGCUGAAGAGGAGUACAAUCCUAUAAAAGAUGUCGGGUUUCUAAAAGUACUCCUUCGAAGCCAGCUGGGAAAAAGGAGACUAAUCGUGAAGGUAAUAUAGAAGAUGAGUUUGUUGGGAAAGAUGUUCCUAAGAUCCUUGAGGAGGAAGCUGAAGAGGAGUCCAAUCCUCAUAAAAGAUGUCGGGUUUUUAAAAGUACUCCUUCGAAGCCAGCUGGGUAUGUGUUUUUUUCCUGUUCACUAUUGUUUAUUAUAAAUUACUUUUUUGUUAAAGGGGUUACUAUUCUUACAUGUUGUAGUUACUUUACUGAUUUAUGAGAGUUAUGAUUUUUUUGUGUUGUUAGAGUCUUCUUGAAUAGGGUUUUAAAGUGAAGCACAUCAUAACGGUCCUAAUAAUAUCUCUUUAGAUUUAGGUUUAUGUAUACCUUUUGGCUUGGGAAGUUGGCUUACUACUAUGAGUCCCCUACAUAAGUAUAAAGUAAUCCUUUGUAUAAACUCUAUAGUAAGCCAUCAAUUAAUAUAACGUAACUCUUGUAUAACUGUAAAGUAAUCAAUGCAUGAGUGUAAAGUAAGUCCUUACACAAAGUCUAAAGUAAUCUCUAGAUAAAUAUCAAGUAACCACAUUAUAAUUCUAAAUGUAACCCCUAGCACAAGAUAUGAAAUAGGUAACCUUUUAUAUAAAAUGUAAAGUAACUUCAUCAAAAUUAUAGUGUGACCCCUACAUAAGUGUAAAGUAAGUCCUUGUACAAAUUCAAAACUAAGCCUUUGAUUUAUAUAAAGUUACCCCAUCAUAAAUGUAAAGGUAACCCCUUGCACCAAAUAUAUAAAGUAACUCCUAGUAAAUAACAAUAAUAACCCUUGCAUAAGUGCAAAGUAACCCCUUCCUAAGUGUAAUAAAUCAAGCUUUACAUGCUAUAAUUACUUUACUGAUUUAUGAGAGUUAUGGUUUAUUUGUGUUGUUAGAGUCUUCUUUAAGAGGGGUUUAAAGUCUUUUACGCUGUUAAGACUUUGAAGAUUGCAAAUAAAAACUGACUAUAUCACAAAUGAAUGCAAUGCCUUUCUACUUUAUUAAAUUUUGGUGGUUACUUCAAUGAAUAUAGACUGUUAUUUAUUUUCAAAUGCUAAUAUAAGUGUUAGUUUUAUUUUUCUGAUAUGUAUGUUUAGGACGUGUUAUUGUUUUUGUUAGUUAUUCUAACUAAAAUGUUUAUUGAUUUUAGGAAAAAGGAGACUAAUCGUGAAGGUAAUAUAGAAGAUGAGUUUGUUGGGAAAAAUGUUCCUACGAUCCUUGAGAAGGAAGCUGAAGAGGAGUACAAUCCUCAUAAAAGAUGUCAGGUUUCUAAAAGUACUCCUUCGAAGCCAGCUGGGAAAAAGGAGACUAUUGUAAGAUGUCGGCCGGCAACGCUUAUUGAUCUUUUCAAGAAACUUUCGACUGGACAAAAGGAGGUCGUAUGCAGUAUUGGUUUUGGUAGUUUGUUUAAACUGAAGCUAGAGGAAUUUCCUAGGGAUAUGAUACGUGUGUUGUGCCGUAAUUUCUGCCCGAAGGAUAAGGUUUUGAUGAUAGGUAAUCAUCGAGUUCAGUUGAAACCUGCCGAUGUUGCUGGUGUCUUUUGAAUUUCGAUGGGGAAAUUUAAAAUUCUAAUAUCUAAAAGAGAUGAUGAUAUAAUAUUGAAGAGUUUUUGAGAGAUGAUGAUAUAAAAUUGAAGAGUUUUUGGGUGGAAAACUAUGCUCAUUCAUCUGGGAUUGUUACGCCAGCAUCAAUGAGGAUGCUAAUGGAAAUGGAUGAUGAUUUUCUUAGUGGAAAUGAUGAUUUUAAGCGGUGUUUUGUAAUGUUUGAAAUUGUUACAUUGCUAGCACCUUCAUUAAACACUCAGGCAGAUUUUAAAAUCGUGCGUGCAUUGAUUGAUGUUGGUAGAAUUAAGGAGUAUGAUUGGUGUUCAUAUGUGUUGGAUGACUUAGCAACACGUAUGCAGAAGUAUGAAGACGGCAAGAGGUAUAUUGGUGGUUGUGUACUGUUGCUUCAGAUUUGUUAUGUACAAAGAUUGAAAUUUCAAGAUCUUCUUUCUCCUAAAUCUUUACCUUUGAUUCAACACUGGACUAUGAAGGAGAGAAUUACCCUCGAAGCGGGUAAAUAUGG
Messenger RNA from Beta vulgaris subsp. vulgaris (sugar beet), 2162 nucleotides. RefSeq lists its product as uncharacterized. NCBI's taxonomy places the organism in Eukaryota, Viridiplantae, Streptophyta, Magnoliopsida, Caryophyllales, Amaranthaceae. The record is from RefSeq and is a predicted model, not a curated record. The coding region runs from base 1229 to 1639 and encodes 136 amino acids. The transcript has 3 exons.